Messenger RNA from Paramisgurnus dabryanus, 4854 nucleotides. RefSeq names its product receptor tyrosine kinase-like orphan receptor 1 (gene ror1). Gene Ontology annotation, molecular function: Wnt-protein binding; ATP binding; protein kinase activity. Gene Ontology annotation, cellular component: plasma membrane; signaling receptor complex. The record is from RefSeq and is a predicted model, not a curated record. Gene Ontology annotation, biological process: protein phosphorylation; multicellular organism development; cell surface receptor protein tyrosine kinase signaling pathway. Lineage: Eukaryota; Metazoa; Chordata; Actinopteri; Cypriniformes; Cobitidae.
UGAAGAAAGUCAAACUCCCAAACAGGAGCCCGAGAAGUAGAGAGCAUAGCAGAGGAUCAUCCGCCCAACAGCACACAACAGAUUUGCGGACAGCAGUGUCUCAGUGAAACCUGUGAAAACCUCCAGCUGUAACACGUGCCUGUGAGAAGAACUCGCGCUGGAUGUAACAGACACGCACCAGCAACUAUGUGCACGGGAACCGGGAAAGAGACGUACGGGUGUCAGCGCAACUUUAUCCUGCUCCUCUGGCUGAUCAUAGCCAACUGCGACGCAGAGAUUCUCUCAGACCCAAACGUGGUGGCCGCCUCCAACUGGAACAUGUCCAGCGGAGCUGAAAGAGGUCACUUCUUAAGGUUGGAUGCUCCCAUGAAUAACAUCACUACCUCUCAUGGUCAGAUGGCUGAGUUACAUUGCCAUGUUUCAGGGAACCCACCACCCAUUGUGCGCUGGCUAAAAAACGAUGCCCCUGUGGUCCAGGAACCGCGACGGAUCUCUUUGAGACCGACUUCGUACGGCUCACGUUUAAGAAUCCGAAACCUGGACACCACGGAUACCGGCUACUUUCAGUGUGUGGCUACCAACGCAUAUGGCACAGUAUCCACCACAGGAAUUUUGUUCGUCAAAUUUGAUCCGCAUCCCACCCCUCUGUCUGGAAGACCCCCAAUAGAUGAGGCGGAUGAGGAUGGUUUCUGUCAACCUUACAGGGGCAUCGCUUGUGCCCGCUUCAUUGGAAACAGGAGUAUCUUUGUGGCCUCGCUGCAGAUGCAAGGCGAGAUCGAGACCCAAAUCACAGCUGCGUUCACCAUGAUCGGCACCUCUAACCACCUAUCGGAUCGCUGCUCCCAGUUCGCCAUCCCUUCCCUGUGCCACUUCGCCUUCCCGGCGUGCGAUCACAGCUCUGGCAUAGACAAACCGCGGGACUUGUGCAAGGAUGAGUGCGAGAUUUUGGAAAAUGACCUGUGCAAGACCGAGUACAUCAUUGCACGCUCCAACCCCCACAUCCUCAAACGCCUCAAACUGCCCAACUGUGAAGACCUGGCUCCUUCGGACACCCCAGAGGCUGCCAACUGUAUGAGAAUAGGCAUCCCGAUUGCUGAAACCAUAAACAAAAGCCACAAAUGUUACAACAACAGCGGUUCUGACUACCGGGGCACAGCCAGCGUGACGAAAUCCGGUCGACAGUGUCAACCGUGGAAUUCACAGUAUCCUCACAGUCAUACCUUCCUGGCCAUGCGAUACCCAGAGCUGAACGGGGGACAUUCCUACUGUCGUAACCCUGGGAACAAGCACGACGCUCCCUGGUGCUUCACUCUGGAUGACAGUGUACGGAUGGAGCUCUGUGACAUUCCUCCAUGUGACUUGCCAAAGCAUGGCGGCAGCAGUAUGGGGAUCCUGUACAUCCUGGUACCGAGUGUGACUAUACCGCUGGCCAUCGCCCUGUUGUUCUUCUUCAUCUGUGUUUGCCGAAACAACCAGAAAGCUUCACGCUCGCCUGCUCCGCGGCAGCCCAAGCCGGUACGCGGCCAGAACGUGGCGAUGUCAAUGCUCACCGCCUACAAACCAAAGAGCAAAGCCAAAGAGCUUCCUCUAUCCGCUGUCCGCUUCAUGGAAGAGUUGGGUGAGAGUGCCUUUGGUAAGGUCUACAAAGGUCACCUGUACCUGCCAGGCAUGGAGCAUGCUCAGCUAGUGGCCAUAAAAACACUAAAAGACGUCUCGAACGCACAACAUUGGGGAGACUUCCAGCAGGAGGCAUCUGUCCUGUCAGAACUUCAUCAUCCCAAUGUGGUUUGUCUUCUGGGUGUCGUGACCCAGGAGCAGCCUGUCUGCAUGCUCUUCGAGUUCCUGGCCCAGGGCGACCUCCACGAGUUCCUCAUUAUGCGCUCGCCCCAUUCAGAUGUGGGCUGCAGUAGUGACGAAGAUGGCACCGUGAAGUCCAGUCUCGACCACGGAGACUUCUUGCACAUGGCCAUUCAGGUUGCUGCCGGGAUGGAGUAUCUCGCGAGCCAUUUCUUCGUCCACAAGGACCUUGCGGCAAGAAACAUCCUGGUUGGCGAGCAGCUUCAGGUUAAGAUUUCUGACCUGGGAUUGUCCAGGGACACCUACACCUCGGAUUAUUACAGGGUCCAGCCCAAAACUCUGCUUCCCAUACGCUGGAUGUCACCAGAGGCCAUGGUUUAUGGGAAGUAUAGCACAGACUCGGACAUUUGGGCAUUUGGCGUGGUCCUGUGGGAGAUCUUCAGUUUCGGCCUGCAGCCCUAUUAUGGUUUCAGCAACCAGGAGGUGAUGGAAAUGGUGCGAAAGAGACAGCUGCUGCCCUGCCCGGAGGACUGCCCACCUCGCAUGUACACGUUGAUGACCGAGUGCUGGCAGGAGGGCCCCGCUCGCCGGCCACGAUUCAAAGACAUCCACGCCCGUCUGCGUGCCUGGGAGGGCCUGUCCUCCCACGCCAGCUCCAGCACUCCAUCCGGAGGGAACGCCACCACCCAAACUACCUCACUGAGCGCCAGCCCCGUCAGCAACCUUAGCAGCCCGCGCUACGCCGGAUAUAUCUAUGGAGCUCCGCAGAGUCUCCCACCCGGACAGAUUGCGGGCUUUAUGGCGGCGUCGAUGCCACAGAACCAGCAUUUUAUACCUGUGAACGGAUACCCCAUCCCUCCAGGCUACGCUGCUUUCCCCGCCGCUCAUUUCGCAGCUUCUCAAGGCCCUCCGCAGGUAGUGCAGCACUGCCCGCCGCCCAAGAGCAGGUCACCCAGCAGUGCCAGUGGCUCCACCAGUACAGGUCAUGUGACCAGCGUGCCUUCCACAGGCUCCAAUCAUGAUGCCAACACACCUUUACUCUCUCACUGUGUCACGCUGACACCCAUGACGGGCACAAUGCCAGUUUUUGGACAUAUGACGCAAAAGGGCUUGCAGAUAGACCCAUCGCAAGCGGCGCUGCUUGCUGACACUGGCCGACUGUUGUACAGUGAAUCUAUUAUUACUGCCGAUUUGUGAAUACGUAUUUUCACUUGUAUUUUGAUAAUUAUUGAUAUUGUAAUGUUUUUUAUCUUUGUAAAUAUAAAAUAGCCUCAACGAAAUGCGAAAGUUUAUAUUGUUAUGAUGCGUAAAUGUGUUUGAAAGAAAAGGACACUCGUCUCACCUCAUCUCUAGGACAGAUGAUAUUGAUACAAUGCAAAACCUGAAACUUUUUCUACAGUAACUUCAUGGCAGAAAAGCCUUAACAUUUUAAAAGAGACUAAAUUUCGACUUACAACACGGAGUUGUUUUAAAAUUACCAUGGGUUUGUCUAAACCAUCUGUCUUUAUUUUUACCUACUGAUGACUUGAAGGUUUUAAAAAAAUCUCUUUUUUCCCUAUACAGAAUAUGUACUUGUACAUUGAUGGCAAUUAUAUUUUAAAGUAUUAAAUAUUUGCCAUUUUCAUAUGAUCACAAGUAUGAAUGAAAAUCUGCUAUAUACUCCUAGGGGAACCAUUUUUAGUGCUAAACAUCACCUAUGUAGAACCUGUGUACUAUUUAGCACCAAUUUAUAUAUAUAUAUUUUUUUUAUUUUUUUGAGUAUAUAGCAGAAUUUCUAGAAUUUAUGGAAUAGGCUAUAAAUUGGCUAACUAUACAUCACCAGUGCCUUUACAUCAAAAUUAUGAGCAUGUGCCUGUAUGUUCACCAUAUGUGCCUCACAUUAUAUUCCAUUAAAUCAGACCUACACUUUCAGUUUGUGCCUUAAAGGGAUAGUUCACCCAAAAAUGAAAAUUCUGUCAUCAUUUACUCACUCUCAUGUUGUUACAAACCUGUAUAAAUUUUGUUGUUCUGAUAAACACAAAGGAAGAUAUUUUGAGGAAUGUUUGCAGCCAAACCAUUUGCAGACCCCAUUUAGUUCCAUAGUAUUUGAAGUGAAUGGGGUUCACGAAUGGUUUGGUUACAAAAUUUCUCAAAAUAUCUUCCUUUGUGUUCAUCAGAACAAAGAAAUUUAUACAGGUUUGUAACAACAUGAGAGUGAGUAAAUGACGACAGAAUUUCUCUCUUUAUCUCUUUAACCGGGAGCAUAUUUGAAAAUAAUAUUUUUUUUUAGACUGUACGAAUUACAUUUCUUUUAAUUCCUGUCUUCAACAUAUGACAUCACUGUGUGGUAUGUGAAAGCGGUUCUUUAAAUAAUGCAGAGCUUUGUUGUAAUAAAACAAGGUAGUCGCUACCUGUAGAAUGUAAUGUUGUAAUGUUCCUUUAGGGGUCAGUGUCACUCUGUGGCUCUGAUUGAAUGAAGUUCUUUAUAUUUUCUCACAUGGAUUUCCGUGGUUAUACUGUAUGUGCUAUUAUUCUGCUUUUGUUUUGAUAGUUGUUUGUAGCUUGUUUAGAAUCAAUGGAAACUUUACAGAAAUCAAAAGAUUUGAUCCCUGUAAACAAGCAGUGUCAUUUUCAUUUUGGUCUGUUGCUAUGCAACUGUUGAAUUCAAUCAAACUGUUUCCAGUGUUGAAGACAAUCGAGAAUUUACAGCAUUUGUGAAGACGUGAUUGCUUGUGACCUAUGAACUGCCUUUGGGACAAUAAUGUGUCACGAGUAUGUUUCAUGAUAAGAUGGUAUGCAUGAAAAACUGAUGUUUAUAGCAAUGGUUUAUUUUUGUAUGAUAUUGUCAAACAAUUUUACACCAAUAUUGCAGUUUUAUUAUUGUACAUCUGACCAUACAGUGUGUUGGUUGUUAUAAAAACCACUUAAAGAACGAAAGCAGUUAAUGUCAUUUCUUUGACAAUUCGUUGUUGUUGUCAUGAUUUUAAUAUGGAGGUAUUUUAUUUUGAUGUUAUUUUGACUUUUUAAUAAAUAGCCUUUCUAGGCCUCCAUACUAUAUGCCGGCCUCUCUUGUAAAUG